GCCAAUACACACGGCUUUAUUAUAAUUUGCCGUACGAUGACCGAGAUUUUUCGUAUACGAUUUCAAUUGGAUCAACUAUAUAGUGAAUAAAUGCAAUACGAUUGGUAUAGUUUUACAGCACCCGUACUUAAUCCAACUGACUGACGAUUAUUGAAUUUAGAUAGCAAGGACACGAAAAUACAUAGACAAAUACACGCCAAAUUUAUGGGCGAAAUGAAAUAAACAAAAAAAAAUGGCAAGCUUUCAAUUUCACAUCUUAAGCCAAACAACAGUGUAUCACCGAUAAAAACCGCUUACUAUCAAGUCUAUUUUUUUGUGUGUACAAAUCCCCAUAAAAGUAUAAGACUUUACAGCAUCAAAUUUAUGUGUAUCGAAAUAUGAGUAUUUUUUGCCGGUGAGAUCAAGGCAUCGUAAGGACAUGGGAUAACCAAGAAAAAGAAACAACAAAAAUGAAUAAUAACAAAUAACGGUCUUACGUGAUAUUAUUAGAGAAAAAAAAAUUGUUUGGCAAAAAUACACAUGACGUGAACUGCUAGAAUUGCUUAGCAAUAUAUGAGCUCUCAUUUUUUCUGUGCACAACUAGUAUUUUAUUUAUUGACGGAAAAAAGACACACAUUCUUCCCUUCAUCGCAGCCGUCGCAAUCACCCUCCGAAUUUGAUUGCAUUUAUACGAUUGACAAACGUAGUGCGUCUCAUCUUGGCUUAUUCCGUUUGGAUUUUAUUGGAUCACCUUUGAAAACAUAUUAUUAAUAUUACCGAAUAUUACAACGGCACAAAUAAAAAGAUUGCAAACGCAGAUGCACCAAAAAUAAAAACCAUUCGUUAUUGGAUGUUGUCAAGAAAAACAAAAAACAAAGACACGAUUGCUGCAAACAGAAAAAACAACUAGAAAAAGUUGUAAGUUUGUGAAACACAGUUUAUGCGAAGAGAACCAAAGAAAAAAAAAAGAUAUAUGAGUAAUGAUGAGCCACCAACACACACUUUUGUUUCAAACAGUGUUGAAAUAAUAUUUUCCCAUACAAUCAAGCCAAUAAAAUUCUUAGUGUAAAACUUUUCAGUCCUUUGAUAAUAACGAAAUAGUCCCAUGUGCGUAAAAUUGUGUGAAAAAAAAAACAAAACUCCAAAGACGACAAAUGUAUAAGACAAUUUUUUUCUUGCUUGGUCGCAUAGAUUGUCAAAGUUCUCCUCAUGUGUGAGCGUGAAUGUUUCUGUGAGUGUUUUAUUUGAAGAAAAUAAAAUUAAAUCAGAUUUGAUGUGAAUUACGUGCAAACAAUCAGAAAACGAGACAUUUGAGGACGCAUUGAAUGUUCUAAUGCUGUUGAAAUAAUUUAAUUUUUGUGGUUCAAUUGUAAGCGAAACUUAAUCAUAAAUUCAAUCAAAUGAAUUGACAUCGAGCGUGAAAAAUUGUUGAUCAUCGAUAUCUGUCUACAAAUAACAAAGAAAAUCAGCAUCCAAAUGGCGCAGAAAGAAAUUAGACGAAGUAGCAGUAACAGCAAACAGUUCAACACAUAAUCUACAUAGAUUUCGUUAACUGUGUACCAUUAACUAGGAUCGAGACGUGUUUUGUGCGCUACAAGCACAUCUGUCGGUGUGUAUGGUACUUGUCGCUUGACGGUCGAAAGCGAACAACAGCAAACCGAAUAAAAAAAAAAUCAAAAAAAGAAAACAAGCAGAGACUUGCGAUGUUACUCGUUGUACGCUUCCAAAGCAAUUGAAACAGUGCAAUCAGUAGCCAACUGAGCCCAUCUAACUUUUGUUUGCCACAGUGUUUCUGCCACUCGAGCUUUUUGAAUGAAUUAGAUUUGCGCGAACGAUAUAAAACUGCUUAAACAUCAACUGAUUUCGUGAAAGUUCGACAAGCAAUUUUAAUUGGAAAACAUUCAUCACAAACAGAGCGCCGAAUCGAUACGGAAUGCAGCAUCAUCGAGCAAAUGAAAUGAGAAUAAAAAUACGAUGAAAAACGUGCGAAAAAACUCAAUUGACGUGAAAAUAAAAACAACAUACAGAGAAAGAGAAAAAAUACAGUGUAAAAACUUCCACAAUUUACACCAUAUACAUUGAUGAGAAUUGAAAAAUACUUGACUUUAACAUUCACUCUCACAUUCCAUGUGAUAAAUUAUGUUGCGCCCACACUGCGUCAACCCUCUCACAAAUGUUCAACCAUUUAAAUUUAAUUAUCAUAUUGAAGAGUAAUAUAUAUUUAUUAAAAAAACGAAGUAUAUGUUUCGGUUUCGAUAAAGUUUAUUCUAUAAAUUUACAGAGUGAUAAAUCGUAAAUUGCGAUAAAACAGAACGAAGGACUAAUCUAUAAUAAAAAAAAAUAUAUAUUAUAAUAACCACAAACCAAUCAUAUAAAUUAUAACUAAAACAUGUGUUUUUUGGUGACCAUGUCGUUAUCAUCAUCGUCAUCAAUGCCGCUGCUAUCAACCAUCUUAUUAGUAUGCUGUAUCGGUGUAUCAAAUUCCUAUCUCCACCAACGUGGCAAAGAUGGUUACAACACAUUUGACGAUACAAGCACCGAUGUUCCGUCACAAAAUUCAAUUACGGCACCGAAAAUGAACGAACCGUAUUUCGACGAUAGCAUAACGAAUAAUGUGACCGCAUUGGUUGGUAAAUCGGCAUAUUUAAGCUGUAGAGUGCGCAAUUUGGGCAAUAAAACUGUUUCAUGGAUUCGGCAUAGAGAUUUGCACAUCCUUACAGUUGGUACGUAUACCUAUACAACAGAUCAACGAUUUCAGACAGCAUUUCAUCGUGAUCUAAACGAGUGGACGUUACAAAUCAAGUGGGCACAAAAACGUGAUGCUGGCUUAUACGAAGCACAAAUUUCGACGAUUCCAAUCAAAAGCUUUUCAAUUAGAUUGAAUAUUGUAGAUCCAAACGUUGAUAGCGUCGAUAAUUUAGAGAAUAUAUUGAAUUUGGCGUACAAUGAUCAGCAAAUCGAUGUCGAUGAUGAAAUAAAUAGCAUCCGUAACCAUAAGUGUUGCGAUGGUAUAUUCGCGGGAAAUAGUGGCUAUGAUCAGCCAUCGGCAACUAUUUUGGGGGGAUCCGACCUGUUUGUUGAUAAGGGAAGCACGAUAAAUUUGACGUGUACGAUUCGCUUUGGUCCCGAGCCACCCGGACACAUAUUUUGGUAUCAUGAAAACAAGGAAAUUGUUGCAGAGUCACCAAGGGGCGGCAUCGAUAUAAAACGAGUCUAUGGCGAAUGGACGACAUCAUAUUUGCUGAUCCGAAAUGCAAAUAUUGCUGAUAGUGGUGUUUAUAGAUGUGCACCAGCUGGUGGUAGCGAUACAAGUAUCAAAGUCCACGUUUUUCUGCAUGGUGAGCGACCGGAAGCAAUGCAGACGGGAACAUCAACAUAUUUUGCUGACAAAAAUUACAUAAUGCACACAUUGCUUGUGGCCACCAUCGUUAGCAUUUACAAUAUCUUUCGGGACUACUAUUCAAGCAUAAUAUUAAUUGAGCAUACGUCGAUUGACUAUAUCACAUGACAAGUAAAUCGAUUGAAUCGUCUACAACGAAUGAGCCACUCUCAAUGAAUUGUGCAAAAUAUAUAAUAAUUUAUCAGCGAUUCAGAACAUUCUCUAUUCAAAGUGAUACGCGCGCAUGCAAUGCAUUGAAGCGCGGACCAAAAUACGUUACCUAAAAAUAAUUUACAUUUUAAUGGCAUAAAUAUUUGGUGAACAUUUAUUGCAUUUCGUUACAAUGGAUUGUUACGGCAGUUUUGAAAAUUGAAUUCAGCACAAGUUUCGAAACGGAGUGGAUAUUAUUGGCAUUUAUAGGGAAAAUCAACCAAAAAAAAUAAUAUGUCUAUGCAUUUGCAAUUAAAGCAUAAAUGGCGUAUCCAAUGAAUAGCGAAAGAGAGAGAGAGAGAGAGAAGAAAUUUACGAAUUUCAUUUCAUAAUUGUUUUAUCAUAAUUCAUAGAAAUAUUACCAAAAUAUUUCCUAUACAGAUUUCGCAAUAUAUGGAAAUUAACCAUUUUCGAAAUCAUCAAUCAACCGCAAAUCCAUGACAUAAUUUGUUUUGGAUUCAAAAACUCAAUCAAUGUUUAUAUUAAAGUUCAAACCAAAAAAAAAAAACAGAUGAAUAAAAUACCCAAUCUAAAAUACUUUCGGUGUGUUAUACUAAAUGUUUGAUCGAAAAUCAUUCGAUUAAAAUAGCAUAAAAAGCAUCCCAUUAAAUUAUUUUCAUGGUUUUUAGGAAGAGUUUGUUAUCAAAUCAACAAGGAAAAUUAUCAGAACUAUAGAAUUACCAUUUGGUUUUGCCUUCGUUUGAAUUGUACAUAUUUAAAAAAAAAAGGUCGAAAGA
Molecule: messenger RNA, 4305 nt
Organism: Contarinia nasturtii (swede midge)
Lineage: Eukaryota; Metazoa; Arthropoda; Insecta; Diptera; Cecidomyiidae
Product: lachesin-like
Exons: 10
Coding region: 2369-3487 (372 amino acids)
Biological process (GO): synapse organization
Cellular component (GO): neuron projection membrane
Source: RefSeq, a predicted model, not a curated record